AUGCCGCCCAGGAAAAGGGCCGUAGCUCCGGCCAGCGUGCGAGCUGCGCAAUCAGAGGGUACCGGUUCCACCAAGUCGAUAACAGAAACCGCACGGCGAAAACGUGCCGCCCAAACCAAGGAGGCCAAGGAGGCAGCGAUUUCCGAGCAGCCAACGCAGAACGGAGAGGACAAUGCCGCCGAUGCAGAGGAGACCGAGCCAGUGCCCGAGCCGCAAUAUCCCUACCGCCACCGCGAUCCCUUUGAUGCGCUUUUGGAACCAUUCUACUACAAUAAAUCCCUGACCGAUCCGAUCAAUACCGCUAAGGAUAAAUGGAACCUGUUGCCCGCGUUUUUGAAGGUCAAGGGUUUGGUAAAACAGCACAUCGACUCAUACAACUACCUUGUCGAAGUGCAGUUGAAGAAGAUCGUCGAGUCGAGCAAUACAAUUCGCAGCGACGUUGACCACAACUUCUACAUAAAGUUCACCGACAUCUACCUUGGAUUCCCUCGCCGAGCGGACGAGCCGCAGGAUGUCCGUACCGAGUUCGAGGAGUCAACCGUAUCUCCGCACGAGUGCCGACUGCGUGAUACGACAUACGCAGCACCGAUCCAGGUUGACUUUGAAUAUAUUCGUGGCCGUCAAAGGGUGAGGAGAAAGGGUGUCUCCAUUGGCAGGAUGCCGGUCAUGCUUCGCAGCUCGAAAUGUGUGUUGGGCAACAAGACUCCGGCCCAGAUGUCGGUGCUCAACGAGUGUCCGCUGGAUCCUGGUGGAUACUUUAUUGUCAACGGGACAGAGAAGGUUAUCCUUGUCCAGGAACAACUGAGCAAGAACCGUAUCAUCGUCGAGACAGACCCAAAGAAAGAGAUUGUCCAGGCGUCCGUCACAAGUUCAUCCAACGAGCGAAAGUCUAAGAGUUAUAUCAUCUUGAAGAAGGACCGGUUAUACGUCAAACACAACGUGCUUAGCGAAGACAUUCCCAUUGUUAUACUACUCAAAGCUAUGGGGAUUCACACCGACAAGGAGAUGAUGCUCCUGGUUGCUGGUGUCGACAAGGUUUACCAGGAAGACUUCGCCAUCAAUUUCGAGGAGGCUAUCAAGGUCGGUGUAUUCACGCAGCAGCAGGCGCUUGACUGGAUUGGCUCUCGCAUCAAGAUCAACCGAAAGCAGAUGUCUUACCGCCGAACCCAUGUUCAAGAGGCUGUCGAGGCUAUUGCCUCCGUCAUCAUCUCGCACAUUGAAGUUAAAGACAUGAACUUCCGCCCCAAAGCGAUUUACGUUGCAAACAUGGCCCGGCGUGUGCUCAUGGCGAAGAAUGACGCGGCGCUGGUUGAUGACCGUGAUUAUCUCGGAAAUAAGCGGCUGGAGUUGGCUGGACAGCUGUUGGCAUUGCUAUUCGAAGAUCUCUUUAAGAAGUUCUGCUUUGAUAUCAAGAUGAACAUUGACAAGGUCUUGAACAAGCGCAAUCGAGUUGAGGCCUUUGAUGCGUGGAGUGUUAUUGGCAUGCACAGCAAUCAUAUCACACAGGGAAUGAACCGAGCAAUCUCGACGGGUAACUGGAGUCUUAAGCGUUUCCGCAUGGAACGUGCUGGUGUCACUCACGUGCUCAGUCGACUGAGUUAUAUUGCUGCUCUGGGAAUGAUGACGCGUAUUAGCAGUCAGUUCGAGAAGACGAGAAAGGUCAGCGGUCCUCGUGCCUUGCAACCCUCGCAGUUUGGAAUGGUUUGCCUGGCAGAUACUCCGGAAGGUGAAGCAUGUGGUCUCGUCAAGAACCUUGCCCUUAUGACGCACAUCACUACAAACGACGAAGAAGGCCCGAUCAAGAAUCUUAUCUUCAUGCUUGGCGCAGAGGAUAUCGAAACCGUCGGUGGAAAGGAAAUAUACGCGCCUGGCAGUUAUACCAUCUCAAUCAACGGUACGCCAAUGGCGCUGACCCGGCGCCCAAAGUACUUCUUGAACGCAUUCCGACGGCUGCGCCGAAUGGGUAGAAUCUCCGAGUUUGUCAGUAUUUACAUUAAUCAUCAUCAGCGUGCCGUGCACGUAGCAACUGACGAUGGGCGCAUUUGCCGGCCGCUCAUCAUUGUCGAAGGCGGCAAGUCGCGCGUCAAGAAACAUCAUCUCCGCAAACUGCGGGAUGGAACGAUGCAGUUCGACGAUUUCCUGGCGCAGGGCUUGGUCGAGUAUGUGGAUGUCAACGAGGAGAACGACUCAUUGAUCGCCAUCUACGAGAAGGACAUCUCUGAUACUACAACACACAUGGAAAUCGAACCUUUCACGAUUCUCGGUGCUGUCGCUGGUUUGAUUCCUUAUCCUCACCACAACCAGUCCCCGCGUAAUACCUAUCAAUGCGCUAUGGGUAAACAAGCGAUUGGAGCUAUAGCAUCAAACCAGUUCCUCCGGUUUGAUUCCAUCCUUUACCUUAUGGUUUACCCACAAAAACCCAUGGUCAAAUCACGCACAAUUGAGUUGACCAAAUAUGAUCAGCUUCCUGCUGGUCAAAACGCCACUGUUGCCGUCAUGAGUUACUCUGGUUACGAUAUUGAGGAUGCCCUGGUCCUGAACAAGGGCUCAGUCGACCGCGGCUUUGGUCGCUGUCAGGUUUUCCGCAAAUAUGUCACCAACAUGAAGAGUUACUCCAACGGCACAAAGGACAUCUUGACCCCGCCUACAUAUGAGAACGAUGCCCCAAUCCGCAAGCACGCGCUUCUGGAAAGUGAUGGUUUGGCAGCCGUAGGAGAACAAGUCAAUGCUGGAGAGGUUUACAUUAACAAGUCCACGCCAGAUCAGUCGAUGUCCUCUGGGAUGCCAGGUUCCGAUGCAGGUCGGCCAAUCAGCUACAACCCUACCCCGAUGACCUACAAACUUCCUGAUCCUGCCUACAUUGAUAAGGUUAUGGUUUCUACCACAGAGAACGAGAACCAAAUUAUCAAGGUACUUACACGCCAAACUCGACGGCCCGAAGUCGGUGACAAGUUUUCUUCGCGUCACGGUCAAAAGGGUGUCACAGGUAUCAUCGUCGACCAAGCCGACAUGCCCUUCACAGACCAGGGUAUCAACCCGGACAUUAUCAUGAACCCUCACGGUUUCCCCUCUCGUAUGACAGUCGGAAAGAUGCUGGAGCUCGUCGCCGGUAAAGCCGGCGUUCUCUCUGGGCAGCACGGCUACGGAACAUGCUUUGGUGGCACACCUGUUGAGCAGAUGACCCAGACCCUCAUCGACAAGGGCUUCAGCUACGGUGGCAAGGACUACCUCACUUCCGGCAUCACAGGCGAACCACUCCCCUUUUAUGUCUUCACGGGACCGAUCUACUACCAGAAGCUGAAGCACAUGGUUCAAGACAAGAUGCAUUCACGUGCGCGCGGGCCCCGCGCCACCCUCACACGUCAACCAACAGAAGGUCGUUCCCGCGAUGGUGGUCUGCGUCUGGGAGAGAUGGAGCGUGACUGUUUGAUCGCUUACGGAACCAGUCAGCUUCUUCUGGAACGCUUGAUGAUCUCAUCCGAUCGCCACGAGGUUGAUGUCUGCGAGCAGUGCGGCUUCAUGGGUUACCUGAACUGGUGCCAGCGCUGCAAGUCGUCCAGGAGUGUUGUGAAGAUGGUCAUCCCCUAUGCAGCCAAGCUGCUUAUCCAGGAAUUGAUGAGUAUGAACGUUACGGCUAAGCUGAAGCUCGAAGACGAGUUCCCUGAGAACAAGGGGAGAUGA
Messenger RNA from Aspergillus mulundensis, 3681 nucleotides. Its product is annotated as DNA-directed RNA polymerase III core subunit RET1. The transcript has 3 exons. Gene Ontology annotation, biological process: DNA-templated transcription. NCBI's taxonomy places the organism in Eukaryota, Fungi, Ascomycota, Eurotiomycetes, Eurotiales, Aspergillaceae. The record is from RefSeq and is a predicted model, not a curated record. Gene Ontology annotation, molecular function: DNA binding; DNA-directed RNA polymerase activity; ribonucleoside binding. Bases 1 to 3681 code for a protein of 1226 amino acids. Gene Ontology annotation, cellular component: RNA polymerase III complex.